This is a messenger RNA of Cicer arietinum (chickpea), 2819 nucleotides long. The record is from RefSeq and is a predicted model, not a curated record. Lineage: Eukaryota; Viridiplantae; Streptophyta; Magnoliopsida; Fabales; Fabaceae.
UCUCUUUCUCUCUCACACAAUUCGUUGCAUCCUGCUGGCAAUUCUGUUACACAAAAUCAACGAAUUUGCUGGCCAUUUCAUCAUGGAAAUUCAGCUUCAUUCUUUAAAACAAGAAGAAACUCAUACCAUUAUUUUUGUUUGUUUCUCUUAUUAGAGUAUUGGAUCUUCAACAAAAAAUAAAAUUAUUAUCCAUGCAAAAACAAUUUAAAAAUUCAAUAUCAUUGAUCAUUGGUAUUAUUUUAUUGUUUUCAAAUUUUCUAGCCAUUUCUGAGAAUAUAUCAAGUUUAAAUUUUUGAUAGAUUCAGAAAUGGCUGAAGAAAAUAAAUCUAAUAGUUCAUCUUCUCAUUCAGAAAAAGCUUCUGCUCCGUCUCCAUCUUCAUCAUUUAUACCAACAUUAGAAGACUCAGAUUCUCCGGAAAAAGCGCCAUCAAAGCCUCCGCCCUCGCCGCCAUUGGCACCGCCACCACAUUCUCCACCACCACCACCACCACCUUCGCCUUCUCAUCCUCCACCACCUCCUCCGUCUCCAUCACCACCUCCACCACAACAGCACGCUCCACCUCCGCAUUCUCCACCACCUCCACCAAAAGUUUCACCUCCACCACCUCAUCGGUCGUCACCGCCUCCAACACCAUUAUCAUCUCCGCCACCUCCAUCAUCGUCACCACCAUCACCAUCACCACCGCCGCCCGAAGUUAACUCUCCCCCUCCCCCUCCUUCACCAUCACACCCUCAAUCCCCUCCUCCAUCUCCUCCAUCUCCUCAAGCUCCAUCCAUACCUUCUCCCUCUUCCCACAUUAGUCCUCCGCCACCGCAAAACCAUCCUCCGCCACCGCAAAACCAUCCUCCGCCGCAAUCUUCACAGACCACUCCCCCAAGCUCCCAUUCAAAACCAAACUCUCCACCACCUAAAAGCCACUCAAUAUCCAAACCACAAUCCUCCAAUGGAAACCAUACAGGACAAUACAUUGCUAUAGCUUUCGCAGCAAUUUUGAUUGUCGCCUUUAUUGCCAUCAUCUUUUUUUUCGUGUUAAGAAGGAAAGACAAACGAGGGGGGAAUAUGCCACCCUCUAGAAAAUCUCAAAUGAAAGGAGAUGUACAUUACUAUGUAGACUCACCUGGUUAUGGUUAUAGGAACCAUGGAGGUGUAAUCCAUCAUUUGAGAACUCCUUCAGACCCAAAUCAACAACCCCUAAGUGCUGGACAAAUAGCUUAUAGUUAUGAAAAAAUUGUGGAAAUUACUAAUGGAUUUUCGAGCGAAAACGUAAUAGGAGAAGGUGGUUUUGGGCGUGUUUACAAGGCUUCAAUGCCAGAUGGUAAAGUUGGCGCUGUUAAGUUGUUGAAAGCUGGUAGUGGUCAAGGAGAAAGGGAAUUUAGAGCAGAGGUUGAUAUUAUUAGUCGUGUUCAUCAUCGACAUUUGGUAUCGUUGCUUGGUUAUUGUAUAUCUGAACAACAAAGAGUUCUUAUUUAUGAGUUUGUUCCUAAUGGGAAUCUUGAUCAACAUUUGCAUGAAAGUGAAUGGAGUGUUUUGGAUUGGCCUAAGAGGAUGAAGAUAGCAAUUGGUGCUGCAAGGGGACUAGCAUAUCUACAUGAAGGAUGCAAUCCAAGGAUUAUUCAUAGAGAUAUUAAGUCAGCAAAUAUACUUUUGGAUAAUGCAUACGAGGCACAGGUUGCAGACUUUGGACUUGCAAGGCUAACCGAUGAUGCUAAUACUCAUGUAUCAACUAGAGUGAUGGGUACUUUUGGAUACAUGGCUCCAGAGUAUGCGACGAGUGGAAAAUUAACGGAUAGAUCCGAUGUUUUCUCAUUUGGAGUUGUCCUUCUUGAGCUUAUAACUGGAAGAAAACCUGUUGAUCCAACACAACCUGUUGGAGAUGAGAGUUUAGUUGAAUGGGUAUGUCUAAACCUUUAUCUUAUUAGUAAUGCUCGUCCACUUCUGCUUCGUGCAAUUGAAACAGGUGACUUUAGUGAUCUUGUAGACCCAAGGCUUCAAAAGCAAUACGUCGAAAGCGAAAUGCUCAAAAUGAUUGAAGCAGCUGCAGCAUGCGUUCGACAUUCCGCGCCAAAACGACCUCGUAUGGUUCAGAUUGCAAGAGCCUUAGACAGUGGAGAUCAAAUAUAUGAUCUAUCAAAUGGAAUAAAAUAUGGUCAAAGCACAGUUUAUGAUUCUGGACAGUACAAUGAAGACAUAAUGAGAUUUAGAAGAAUGGCUAAUGGAAGUUUUGGUGAAUCCGAUUUUGAUAUGUGCAGCAUAGAAUAUAGUUCAAAAGUCCCACAAAGUUCAAGUGGUGUUGAUUCAGAAAUUAGAACUUUCCAAGGCCAAAAAAAUACUAUUGAUAACAAAUCUUGAGGGAACAUAAAUAAAUACAAGUGAUUUAAUGAGCUUAGGCAUAACGGAGUUUAAGGCUAUAAAUAUAACACCACUAAUUUCACCCAAAAAAAAUUCUCUAAAUCAUACUCGUAUGAGAUUUUUUUGAUUUAAUGAGUUUGGAAAUUGGAGUGAUAUAGCCUUUUAUUCAAACACGGCAAUCUUAAUUAAUAAUGAUGAAAGUUCAAAUAUAUUGAGAUUUCCUUGUUUGACUUGUACCAAUAAAAAAUGUUGGUAUUCUUUUCUAUACCUCUCUUCAAUUUUUGUUCUGUUUCCUUUCCCCCAUUUUUUUUAAUAGGGGGGACAUUGAAAGCUUGUAAUAUAAAUCUCUUAUACUUAUGCGGGAUAUGGAAGAUUGAGUUUCUUCACCACAUUUGGAAUGAUACAUUGAGUUUGUAUAAAACAAUUAUAGUACUUACUGAUAUUAUGCCUUGUGUAUUUUAUUUUAUUU